AGCUCAAACAGUAUAGAAAGCACAGAACUGAUCAUUACACCUAGCAAAAAGAAAUAUUGAAUUUACUGAAAAGGUCUCAAUAGUGGCAUUAUUUUGCAGAAAUCUAAGAAAGACCCCGAUGUAACUAGUCGCUAAAACAGGGUCAAAAUCGACUUUACACUGCUGCUAUCAUCGGAGUUGAAACCGGGUUCGUACUGUCGUGACCGAUCAGUUGAAAUCUCCUAAUUUCCCUCUCAAUUCCAAGCAACAGUUUACCCAAAAAACAAAACAAAACAAAACAAAAAAAAUAUGUCGCAGCGACGCGAUGAUUAUACCUCAAUAGUUGAAGCCAUGACUUUGAUCGAUCAGAAAGUUAAUUUCAUGGGCGUCGUCCUCGAAACUAGCUUUCCAAGGAAGACCAAGGGCACUGAUUAUUUCUGCUUGGUUAAAAUCACUGACCAGUCAUACCAAAGUCGUGCGCUUUCUGUUAAUGUUUUCACUGAGACGAUAGAGAAACUGCCUCUGGUACUCAAUGCUGGUGAUAUUAUUCUGCUUUUUAACGUUAGGAUGAAAGUUCAUAAUUCCGUGGUUCAUGCUGUGUUCAACAAAUACUUCUCUUCGUUUGCUUUGUUUGAUGGAGAGUAUAGUACAACCUUCCUUCCCUAUCAAUGUCAUGUGCCAUAUCUUCCUAGGGAGCGGGAAGAGAAACUUAUACUCGGUUUAAGGAAGUGGUCGGUUGAUCAUCCUAUUAUAACAAGCUUAAUAAAUUUUCAAUCUUUGAAAGAUAUCAGGGAAGGAGACGGCUUCAAUUUGGUUUGCAAGAUUCUGCGUGUAGUUAGACAAGAUGAGUGGAUCCUUCUUGUGUGGGAUGGAACUGACACUCCACCAGUUGCUAUUAAUGCAAGGUUAGAGGAUGAACUGCAAACCCCACUUCCUUUAGAGUCGGUGCCAGUUUGUCUGCCAAGAGACAAAUUCUGCAAAUUGCCAUCUCUUGGAACUGUGCUGAGGGUAACUCUGGAUUGUGGCAAUGAGAAACUUGGAAUGAACGUGCUCAGGACCAAUAGAUGGGUGAAAAUUGAUAACCUAAGAUGUCAACUUCUUGACUCACUGUGGCAUGCUGCCCUCUUCCCGACUACUAGGUUUUGCUAUUUGCGCGAUGAAGAUCACAUUGUUUCGCAGCGCAUGAGGGAGUUUGAUAAGCGUAUCAAAUCUAAAUGGGGAUGGAUGCCUCUUUCAGCCUUACCUUGGCCAACUCAUGUGACAGUGACCGACUAUUCAGAAGUGCCCUUUGUCUCCUUGAUGAGAGCUCUUGUGAAUCCCAAGGUGGUCGGUAAAUUCCAUUGUGUCGUUCGGGUUGUGGCAUCAUUUCCUUGGAUAGUUGAGGAUUUUCGCUCCCCUUCUGGCGUUUAUAGGAUCAGGUUAACCAUAGAGGAUCCUACUGCCAGAAUCCGCGCCUAUCUAUAUGCUGAGGAUGCGGAACAGUUCUUUGGUGGCUACCCUUCUCUCGAUGUGCUAAGAAGAAUGCGAAAUUUGUUGCUUGGAAUUUCUGAAAGUGGUGGUGAUAGUGAAAGGAAUGAAACUUGCAGGAAUCCACCCUGGAUAAUGUGUUGCUUGAAAUCCUAUCACAUUAAUGACAGUGAUAUCUGGGGAAGCAGGAACUUUCGAAUUUUUGCAACCACGCUGAAGAUGUAAGCAAGUGAAACUUGUAUAUUUACAGUGUAUAUGUAAAGCGCCAAACAUGUUGCCUCCAUGUGACCAGGAGCGUGGAAACAGCCUCUUGCAGAAAUGCAGGGUAAGGUUGCGUACAAUAGACCCUUGUGGUCCGGCCCUUCUCCGGACCCCGCGCAUAGCGGGA
This is a messenger RNA of Nicotiana tabacum (common tobacco), 1834 nucleotides long. The record is from RefSeq and is a predicted model, not a curated record. Lineage: Eukaryota; Viridiplantae; Streptophyta; Magnoliopsida; Solanales; Solanaceae.